AGCAUUAGGCACAUACUGGACGCCCUUCAAGGGCUCCUCAUUCGCCCAAGCCUCACCCUGGGCAUUGGCAGCUGUUUCCGCCCCGUGCUACUUUCCCUGGUCAGCGCUUUCGUGGAUGCCCGUCUCAGCGGUGCCACACGCUCGGGCCCCUCGCAUGCAGCCGUAUCUGUGGCCCUCAUCAGCCUUUUGGACCUGGCUCCACAGUUGGAGAGCAGAACCCCUUUUGUCAAGACGGAGACGGUGGCCCGCAACCUGGAGGCUGCUGCACUGGUGCUUUGUCAGCAGCGCGCUCUCCUCUUGGAGGGCCCACCUGGGUCCGGCAAGUCUGCUGUGGUGGAGGAGCUGGCGGCUGCCACUGGCAACAGCGACUUCAUCCACGUGCAUGUGGAUGACCAGAUGGAUGCCAAGAGCCUGCUGGGCGCCUAUGUGUGCACCGCUGUGCCCGGCGAAUUUGUCUGGCAGCCCGGCCCGCUCACCCAGGCUGUGUUGGAGGGCAAGUGGCUGGUCAUAGAGGACAUCAACCUGGCUCCAAUGGAUGUGCUGGCUGCCCUUAUCCCCUUGCUGGAGAGGCGCGAGCUGCAGCUGCCACAGCCAGAUGCACAGCUUCCAAGAGCUGCAUUUUUAGAGUCAGCCGACUGCUAUACUGCAAUGAUUGCCAAGCCAGAGGUGCGCCCAGCAAUGAGGGCAAUGGAGGCUGUGGCGGUGGCGACUGCUCAGCAGGAGCCUGUGCUGCUGGUGGGAGAGACCGGCACUGGGAAGACCACCCUGGUGCAGCAGAUAGCUGAACAGGUGGGUACCAAUCUGGUGGUGCUGAAUCUGAGCCAGCAGACGGACAGCGCUGAUCUGCUAGGUGGCUUCCAGCCUGUCGAGCCUCGCCAUGCACUGCUGCCCCUACUAGACCGCUUCCAGGGGCUUGUGCGCAGAACCUGGGACCGUGGCAACAACGAUGAGUUCUUGGGGCGCGCGAUCAAGUAUGCGCAGCGCCGCAAGUGGAGCUCGCUGCUCAAGGCUUUUCACACUGCCAUCGGCAAGCUGUCUGCGGCAGAGCGAGCGGCCAAGGUGGCAGAGGGCGGCUUUGCUUUUGCUUUCAAGGAGGGAGCGCUGGUGCAGGCGCUACGCAACGGCGACUGGGUGCUGUUAGAUGAGAUCAACCUGGCACCCUCCGAGGAGAGGAAGCUGGUGGACGGCGCUGGCAGCAAGCCGACCUACAACCUGCGCACACUGUGCCGGGCUCUGGAGUACGCGCGUACGGUGCUGCCGGUGUAUGGCCUGCUGCGGGCGCUGUACGAUGGCUGCAGCAUGGCCUUCCACACCCAGCUGUCCCCCUCCUCCGCCCCUGUCAUGGAGGGCCUGCUGCAGACCCACAUCCUGGGCGCCGGCACCAAACUGAAAGCUCUUCUGCGAGCACCAGCGCCACCCCAAGGGGGCUCCCAUGUGCUCUUUGACCACUUCUGGGUGGAAGCAGGCGACCAGCCGCUGCCCGAGCCAAGCGCUGAAGCCGAGGCCGGCCGGGGUCCGACGUCGAGCGGCAAGACGAGCCUGGUGACGCACCUGGCGCGCGCGACAGGGCAUCGCUGCGUGCGCAUAAACAACCACGAGCAGACGGACCUGCAGGAGUACCUGGGCAGCUAUGUGGCGGACGAGGCCGGCCGCCUGGUGUUCCGCGAGGGCGCCCUCGUCACCGCCGUGCGCGCCGGCCACUGGGUCAUCCUUGACGAGCUCAACCUGGCGCCCUCCGAGGUCCUGGAAGCCCUCAACAGGCUGCUGGACGACAACAGGGAGCUGUAUGUGCCGGAGCUGGGGGAGAUGGUGCGGCCGCACCCGCACUUCAUGCUGUUUGCGACGCAGAACCCGGCGGGCGCGUACGGCGGCCGCAAGGCGCUGUCGCGCGCGUUCCGUUCGCGUUUCCUGGAACUGCACGUCGGCGACAUCCCCGACUCGGAGCUGGCCCACAUCCUGCAGCUGCGCUGCGCCCUCGCGCCCUCCUACGCCGCCAAGCUUGUCGCUGUCAUGCGCGAGCUGCAGCGCCUCCGCCAGGCCACGAACGUGUUUGCGGGCAAGCAUGGGUUCAUCACGCCCCGGGACCUGUUCAAGUGGGCCGGCAGGGGCGCAGUGGGAUACCAGGAGCUGGGCGAGAAUGGCUGCCUACUCCUGGCCGAGCGCCUGCGCGACCCUGCCGAGCGCGACGUCGUCCAAAAGGCCAUCGAGGACAUCAUGAGAGUCAAGAUUGAUCCCCAGGAGCUUGUGCUGGAGCCUGGGCGCACGUUGACGCUGGCGGAGAAGGGAGGUGCGGGCGCUGAGGAGGUGGUGGCGGCGGCCGGCUUCCGCCUGGUGGCCACCAUGAACCCGGGCGGCGACUACGGCAAGCGCGAGCUGUCGCCCGCCCUCGCCAACCGCUUCACCACCGUCUGGGUGCCCCCUAUUGAGGACGAGGCCGAGCUUGCGCAGAUCCUCAAUGCCCGCGUCGCAGACGAGGAGGUGCGUCAGGAGGUGGCAGGGCGGCUGCUGGACUUCUGGCGCUUCUUCCGGGUCGCAGCCGGCCCCGCGGCGGGCGGCGCGCUGUCAGUGCGCGACCUGCUGGCCUGGGCCGGCUUUGUGAACGCGGCCGCGCCGCGCAUCGGCGCUCUGGCCGCCUACGCCCACGGCGCCCACCUCGUCCUCCUGGACGGCAUCGGCCUCGGCAUCGGCCUGCCCACGCAGCUCAAGCGCAGCGUUCUGCUGGAGGGCAGCCCUGGCGUCGGCAAGACCGCACUUGUCGCCGCCCUGGCCCGCGCUUCAGGCGAGCAUCCUUUUGCUUGGUGUGACGGGCCGCUGCUGGCCGCCCUCAAGGCCGGUGACUGGGUGCUCCUGGACGAACUCAACCUUGCAGGUCAGAGCGUCCUGGAGGGCCUGAAUGCGCUCCUUGAUCACCGGGCGGAGGUGUUCAUUCCGGAGCUGGGUUCCAGCUUCCAGUGCCCGCCCACGUUCAGGAUCUUUGCGGCGCAGAACCCGGUGCAGGAGGGCGGCGGCCGCCGUGGCCUGCCCAAGUCCUUCCUCAACCGCUUCACGCGCGUGCAUGUGGAGCUGCUGGACGUGCAUGACCUCCAAUUCAUUGCAGGGUCGUUGCAUCCUGCUGUGCCGGCCAGCGAAGCAGCUGCGGCACACUUUGCAAGGCUGCUAUUUCUGCAGCGCAUGCGCGCUGCAGCAGACCGGGCUUUUGUUAGCCGAGCUUUUGCCGAGCAUUGGGGCACAGCCCUGCCAGCCUUCAGGCGGCCUCCGAUCCUAGCCUCCCCCGAGGCCAUCAACAUUGGCUGGGCAACCCUGCAACGUGCCCAACAAGGUGAGGCAAAUCCCAAUACUCGGACUGGCACAAAAGACGACCUGCAGUUGCUGCAAGGACAGGGAGCUGCUCUUGAGUCGCUGGCGCAGUGCAUGCAGCUGUCCUGGAUGUGCAUCCUGGUCGGGCCUUCUGGAUCGGGUGAGCAACUUGUGCACAGUUUUCAACUGCAGAAAUCCCAUUGCAUGCAUGUCUGGUGUAAAAUCCCCUUCUGGCUGGGGUCCAGGUUUGAGUGGGUGGAUGGGGCGCUGACGCGGGCGAUAGAGGAGGGCCGCUGGGUGCUGCUGGACAACGCCAACAUGUGCUCGGCCACCGUGCUGGACCGCCUCAACCCGCUGCUGGAGCCGGCAGGCGCGCUGCUCCUCAACGAGGCCGGCACCGCCAAUGGCCGGCCCCGCGUGCUGCAGCCCCACCCCAACUUCCGCCUCAUCCUCGCCCUCGACCCCAAGCAUGGGGAGCUGUCCAGGGCCAUGCGCAACAGGGGCAUCGAGGUGUUCGUUGCAGAUGCGCCUGCGGAUGAGGGCAGGGAGCCAGGUGCCUCGGGACCCCUGCUCGGGGCCUCAGAAACAUCUGAGAGCCAGGACUUGAUGGCUGUGCUCGCCCUGCAAGGCGUGCCUGGCUCAGCCCUGCCUCGCGCCAUGGUGGCUGCACACCUCGCUGUCAGAGCAAGGACAACUGCUCCACACCCUGUGCUUGACAGCAUCUACCCGGCAUUCGCAGCCCUCUCGGCGUUUGAGGCGGCUUUGCUGGACCCACACUCAGCUCCCCAGAUCCAAUGGACCCCACAGCUGGCUCAGCAGGAAUAUGGCAUGCAGACCGGCCCAGAUGGCGAGCCUCGAGUCAGCAGGGAGACAGUGGCGGCGGUCGCGGCGGCUCUGUCCUCGGACUGGGGCCUGCGCCGCGCGCUGUUGGAAGGGGCGGGCCUGUUUGCCAUGGCGGCUGCCCUGGCUGCGGGCCGCAAGGGCACGUCGAUAAGAGAUCUGCUGGCUUCUUCCAGCCACAGCCUCCUUGUGCAGUUGCUGCAGCCUGUGCUGCUGCCCCUCCUUGCCCUUGUGCUGGAGGGCAGCCAGGCCACAAGGGCGGCCGGCCCAGCCGCUGCGUAUGGCGCACAAACCCUCUCUCUUGAGGCCAAGCGCGGCGCUGCCUGGGUGCUGCUGGGGGCGGCUCGGCUGCACCUCGCAUCUCCGCCGCCCGGGACCGACCCGGCUGCCAAAUACGCACACAAGCGUGCACACCUUCUGGCUGUCCUGGAAGACCCGUCGCAGUACCCGGCCCUGCAGCAGGAGCUGGCGCGCUUCAUGCACAACCUCGGCAGCGUCCAGCGCAUCGUCGCCCUGCUGCAAGCGCUCCAGGUAUGCCAUGAAGCGGGCCAGCAAGGCGCAGCGGACCAGGCAGGCGUGUGGCAGCAGAAUGCCGAUGCAUGGGCCAGCCGGCUGCUGCCAGCCUUCCCGCUGUACGCAGACCUGCUGCAGCCGGUCGCACUGGCCGUCUACGAAAUGCGCGCUGGUUUCUCCAUGCUCGCACACGCGCAUACAGCCCUGCAGACAGUGGGCACAAGUCUGGAGCUGGGCGCCUUUGAGGCGGUUCUGACGGCACUGCUGGGCGCGUGGGAGGAGGUCAAGGCGGCCGAGGAGGCGCGCGCCGCACUGGAGGCCCAGCUGUUCAAGACCAAGACCCAGUCCACCACCAUCCUCACCGAAGAGGCAAAAGAGGAGGCAGAUUACAAGCAAACCUUCCCGGACCACUCAGCUGCGUUCGCAGACAUCCUGGAUGCAGAAGGGGUGGCCGGUGCAGGCAUGGUGGCGGAGGCUCCGCUGAAGGCGGCGCUGACGGGGCUGGAGCUGCUGCUGGCGCGCUCGCAGGUGUGGCAGGAGACGGCGGCCUCCCACGUCAGCCUGGCUCCCCAGCUGGAGCGCCUAGCCGCCCUCGCGCUGCGCUGGCGCCGCCUGCAGCUGGCCGCCUGGCGCUCACUCAUCCGCACCCUCGCCCAACGCCACGCCGCCGUCCAGACGCUUGUGGCGAUACUGGAGAACGUGCAUGCGUACUACAAUCAGUUCAGUCCCCUUGUGGACAAGGCCAUCAAAGACAGCCUGGCGCCCAUCGAGAAGCGCUUGGAGGACUUUGUGAAGCUGGCCAAGUGGGAGGACCGGGGCUACCACUCCCUGAAGCAGUCCACGGAGAAGGCCCAGCGCCAGCUGCACAAGCUGCAGCGCCAGGCCAUCGCCGCGCUCAAGCAGCCGUCUGCCGCCGUGCUGGCCGAUGCCGCCAAAUCCAUGGGCAUGGCCGAUCUGACCGCCCCCGAGGCCGCUGCGCAAGAUGCCGUGCACUGGCGCGCCUUCUGCACGGCCGUCAUUGCUGAUUUGCAAGCGUCGGCUGUGCACGUUCCUGCUGCCAAUGAGACAGAUACUGUACGGCCCGACGGCUCCACGCUGUACCGGCAGCGCAUCCCACAGCUGGCGCAGCGCAUGCAGGACGUCCUGGCAUCAAGCCUGGACAAUGUCGGCCACCACGCUUCACCUUCUGAUAUAUUUUGUGCUGCAGAUGCGGGGUCGCUGGAUGCUCUGGCGGGCGAGGUGGCGCAGAGGGCGCUGGAUCUGCGUGGGGCGGCGGACAAGGGGGCACGCUCGCGCAAGAAGAAGGCCCUCACCGACCUGCUGCACGCGCUGGCCGCCGCGGGGCUGUCGCGCCAGCGCAGCGCCGUUCCCUCCGUCGAGCGCAGCGUGGCGGCAGCGCAGCGGCUGAGCGAGCAUGCGCUGUUCCUGCAACGCCGCCAGCGCGCCUUCCUCGGCCGCCUUUCCACGGCCGCAGAGCGCCUGCGGUCCCUGUCAAGCACGCUGUCUGAUUUCUCGGCUAGCGUAGAUGCGCCACCAGCCUCGGCCGCGCUGGCGCCGCUGCUGGGAAUGGCGGCUGGCGCGCUGCAGGCCGUGGCCGCGCGCUACCUGGCGCUGCACAAAGCCCUGGCAAAACUCGGCUAUGUGGCCGCCUCGCUCUUUGUGGGGCUCAUGCAGGAGGGCUUCUGCACCGCCGAGGCCUCCGAGGAAGAGGCCGGGGUGGAGAUGGAGGGUGACUUUCAGGGGGACAUCCACGACGUGCCCUCGGACGCAGAGAACAGCGAAGAGGAGGAGAAUGAGGAUGAGGAUGGGGAGAAGCUGGACCAGGAGAUGGGGGAUGUGGGGGAGCAGGGUGAGGCGCCUGAUGAGGCACCAGCCCCAGACCAGGAGGCUGCAGAGGAGGAGCAAAGGGAGGAGGGCGGGGAAGGCCCCAUCAACGAAGAUACAGAAGAGGGCUAUGAGCAGCGCCAGUUUGCCGCUCCUCAGGUCAGCCGAUACCUUGAACAUAUGACCAGGCGACACGCAAGCGCUGGCACCGGCGACAGAGGAGCAGGCGCGCGAGGCGGCUGCUCCCGACAGCAGAAAGCGGGCGCCAACAGGCGUGCAGGUAUUGCAGAAGAUGAGGAGGAUGAGGACAUGGGAGAGGAUGCUGAGGAGGAGGCAGGGGGAGAAGACGAUGAAGACGCGGGCGAGGUGUCAACGGAGGAGGCGGCAGCGCUGCGCGCGCAGAUGGAGGAGCUGCUGCGGCAGCCCACCGCUUCUGACGACGCAGACGCGCAGUACGGCCGGGACAUGUGGGCGCGCUGCGAAGCCCUUACCGCAGAGCAGCUGCGGCUGAUUCUGGAGCCAACGCAUGCGACGCGGCUGGCAGGCGAGUACCGCAGCGGCAAGCGGCUCAACAUGCGCCGUGUGAUUGCGUACAUAGCGUCCCACUUCCGCAAGGACAAGAUCUGGCUGCGCCGCACCCGCCCCGACCAGCGCACCUACCAGGUCAGCCCUCCCUUGCCAGCUGUGGGCCAGCUGGGAGUGCUGCGAUUUGGCGGCACAGACCAUGUGCGCCUGCUGCACGCCCUCGAUGCCCCCUUCACCGACGCCAACGGGCCCGCCGUCCUCUCCGCCCUCCGCUUUGACCAGGACAACACGCUGGCGGACCGGCCGAUGGUGGAGCUGCUGACGAUGCUGAUGCACAUGCUGGACCUGGCGCGCGCGAACGCAGCUGCCCACGGCUCCGCCCAGCAGCUGCAUCAGCUCGUCCUCGUCCUUGCCGAUGGCCGCUUCCACGAAAAGGACUCCCUCCGCCGCAUGGUCAUGGAGGCGGCCUCGAGGCCGGGUGUGCUGCUGGCGUUCAUAAUCCUGGACAACCCGGCGGCGAGCGUGCUGGACAUGCAGGCGGUGCAGUUUGUGGGCGGGCAGCCCACCUUCUCCAAGUACCUGGACAGCUUCCCUUUCCCCUUCUACAUCGUCCUGCGCGACCUGGCCUCCCUGCCCUCCACGCUCGCCUCUCUGCUGCGCCAGUGGUUUGAGCUCAGCGCUGCCGGUGCCAUGGGCUAG
Coccomyxa subellipsoidea C-169 is the source of this 7698-nucleotide messenger RNA. RefSeq lists its product as hypothetical. The transcript has 49 exons. Gene Ontology annotation, cellular component: preribosome, large subunit precursor. The record is from RefSeq and is a predicted model, not a curated record. Gene Ontology annotation, molecular function: ATP hydrolysis activity; ATP binding. NCBI's taxonomy places the organism in Eukaryota, Viridiplantae, Chlorophyta, Trebouxiophyceae, Coccomyxaceae. The annotation marks the transcript as partial. Gene Ontology annotation, biological process: ribosomal large subunit assembly; rRNA processing.